Molecule: messenger RNA, 1680 nt
Organism: Moneuplotes crassus
Lineage: Eukaryota; Ciliophora; Spirotrichea; Euplotida; Euplotidae
Source: the annotation of a GenBank genome assembly
GUAAAAUUUAGUUUAAUACUGACUUUGGCGGACUACCAAUAGGUCAUGAAAUUAAACCGGGUGUUAGUUCACCCAAUUUUUCAGAGGUUAAUUUGUAUUUCUAGGAGAAAUAAAGAAAGAGAGCAAGCUGAAGGGGUUGAAGAUGAUAGAGAUCAAGGACAUUUCAUGACCAAGCAAGAGGACAAGAGUAGAAACUCCUUGUACAAACUUAUGGAUUCUGUCUGGGAAGGUAAAUACUGAUUUGAUCGAAAUGUUAAGAUUGUUCAUUCUACUCUUGAAGCCUAUGCUAAUUGUCAUAGCUAUAUACAAACAAGUUCAUGUGAUGCUCUACUUCAAGUCAAAAUCAGUUGCACUUGAAAGAAUUGAAGGAAUAAUUAGAGACAAGUUCUCUAUAGAGGAUGGCAAAUCCCAGACAUCUGAGACUACUACUGCAUCAACUUUAGACAAAGAAAAGCUACAAAAGCUUUCACAAACUAAGUUGAAUAUUGUAGUUGGAAAUCAAAAUUUAUUUUAUAAGAUAGGCCUACUCAUGUCACAAAACAUGAAGAUUACCCUAUACUCUAAGAAUAAAACGUUCUUUGAAAAGAAAUUCAUAACUGAGCUUCAAAGGGAGAAAAAAAUAUCUAAACUAAGCCAUAAGCCAUGCUUCAAGUUCGCCGAUGAUAUGCAUCAACUUCCUUUCGUUGAAGAAUCAGGAGAGACCUCAGUCUCAACAAAUGCAGCUUCCAAUCAGCGUGAAGAACAGAAGCAUGUUCCGCAGACAGUAUCCUAUCGUCCUCCUAUGAGCGAGUGAACAGCUUCAACCGCAGCCUCUGAGUCAGACAUGAAUAUUAAAAUGAAAAGCAUGAGGAACAAAAUUCUAUAUGACAAAGCUUAUAAGAACUCCCUCAUUAAUUUACUGGAGAAACUUCCUAGCUAUUUCAGUAAGCCUGAUGAUAACGAGGCAAUCAAGUACAUUAAUGCGCUUGAUAACCUCGUGCAUCAGCAUCUGAAUAAACUGGAGAAAGCAACUAGAAAGAAGCUGAAGGAAAGCGAGAGAGAAGACUAUUUUAUCUUUGUCAGGAAUUAUCUCUAUGAGAAGGGAAUCAAUUUUGGAAAAAUUUUGAAAGUUUGGGUUACAAGCUAUUGAGAUACGAAAGAGAAGAUGGCGGAAAGCAACAAUGUAACUUUCAAUUUCGAUAAACUCAAAAUCGUUCUUGAUCAGCUCAAGGCCUCAAAAGCUAAAUUUACUUUGAAAGGAUAUGAACUUGAAGCUCCAAUUGCAAUUUAUGGAUCAAUUGCUUACUGAGUGAUAAAAGGUAUGCUGGAAAAUGAUCUAACAAAGACUGAUAAACCUGUCACUACAAAUAGAAAGCUUAUCGACAAUAUCUAUCAUACUCUAAAGAACUAUUAUAACCAUAAAUAACAUCCAGCCAGUUCAAAAAGAGCUGAUCAAAAGCGACAGGAAAAUCAAGUACAUCAUAGCAGAUGUUCUCCGUGAAAGAGGAGUUUGGGAAGAGGUUAAUAAGAAGUUUCAGCUCAAUAUAACAGCUAUUGAAAACCUUCUCAACGAAUUCAAGAAGUAUGAGUUCCCUAUAAUUCUAAGAUAUCUAUGUGAAGACAUCCAGAAGGCAAUCAAGCCUUAAUAAAAUCUCAGCCUUUGUGGUUGAUAAAUUAUUUGGACAUAAAUAGUACUUUUAU